UCUCUUUCUCUUUUUUUUUUCAACUCAUUUUACCAAGCUGCUGACCGAGAUACAGAACUGAACGGGUAUUCCUGGAAGGCAAGGCACUACAAUGGCAACCACAGUAUGUUUCAUCAUCUGGGUGUUAUUCACCACAGAUACUGUGUGGACUCAAAGUGUGAGACAGGCCUAUGAGGUCCGUGAGCCAGAGGACUGGGAUGUGGAUGACUAUGACUGUCCCAGGGAAUGUUUCUGCCCUCCCAGUUUCCCCACUGCUUUAUACUGUGAAAAUCGAGGUCUCAAAGAAAUCCCUGCGAUUCCUUCAAGGAUCCGGUAUCUCUACCUUGAAAACAAUCUGAUAGAAACCAUCCCUGAGAAGCCUUUUGAGAAUGCCACCCAGCUGAGGUGGAUAAACUUAAACAAGAACAAAAUCACCAACCGUGGAAUUGAAAAGGGAGCUCUGAGCCAGCUAAAGAAGCUGCUUUUCCUAUUCCUGGAGGACAAUGAGCUGGAGGAGGUGCCUGCCCCACUGCCAAGGAGUUUAGAACAGUUACAAUUAGCUAGAAACAAGGUGUCCAAAAUUCCUCAAGGGACCUUCAGCAAUCUUGAAAACCUGACCCUUCUUGACCUGCAGCACAAUAAGCUGUUAGAUAAUGCCUUCCAAAGAGACACAUUCAAGGGACUCAAGAAUCUCAUGCAGCUAAACAUGGCCAAGAAUGCCCUGCGAAACAUGCCCCCAAGAUUACCCGCCAACACCAUGCAGCUGUUUCUAGACAACAACUCCAUCGAAGGAAUACCUGAGAACUAUUUCAAUGUGAUUCCUAAAGUGGCCUUCCUGAGACUCAACUAUAACAGACUGUCCGACACAGGUCUCCCAUCGAGAGGUUUUGAUGCUUCAUCCAUUCUAGAACUUCAGCUGUCUCACAAUCGGCUCACCAAGUUUCCCCGAAUCAGUGCUUUCCUGCAGCACCUCCACCUUGACCACAACAAAAUCAAAAGUGUGAACAUCUCUGUCAUAUGCCCUACUGCCACUCUGCGUGCAGAUCAAGAUGCCUUCAUUCAUGGACCCCAACUGAGCUACCUGCGUCUGGAUGGAAAUGAGAUCAAGUCACCAAUCCCAAUGGAUUUAAUGUCAUGUUUUAAGCUUCUUCAAGCUGUCAUUAUAUAAACAUAUCCUCACAAAUCCAAACUUGGUUCAAGAGCCAGUGUGUGUGAAAUUAAAUCUGGUUACUACUCUUAGAUCUACACAAAGGCACUCACAUUUCCACUUGCUCUUGGCCACCAAUUUCAACUGUGCAGCUUCUGUUUUGCUAAUCUAAGAUGCUUCCGCCACUGACACAAAGGUACAGCUUUAUCCGUUUGCUUUUCUUUAAGGAAGAGAAAACAGACACAGAGUUGAAAUAGAUUUUUCAGCUCAAAGGUAGUUAUUUUUUCUGUCUCUCACAGUUAUUCACAUCAAAUAAUUCACUUACAUUGUUACACACUGAAAACAAUUUAUUUGUGUGUGCUUAAAUUUAUUCCUGCAGGGGUUGCAUUUGCUGGGUAAGUGCGGCAGUGGGGAAGAACUGGGUAGACCUGAAGAAAAUAAACAAUUAAGUAUUGCUUGAUUUUGAUUGUAAUGAAUUUAGUGCAAAUGAUGAGUGGUAGAGACCCAUGCAAGCUUGGCAUUUAGCUCGGGAGUGGGUAUCAAAGAAACCAAGAGCUUUGUGAAGAGUCUUCUAGUCAGUUGAUCUUAAAUAACAAAGCAGAGAUAUCAUCAGUAGUUCGCUGCCAUUUCCUAGUGAUGUUUUUCUUAGAUCUGGCACACUAUUCUCCAAGUAAAAUCCUAUAUUUUGCACUUAUUAUAACACAUUGCUCACAAGAAAAUGUUAUUUUAACAGUAGAAAAUUAUUCAAAUUGCAAAUAUGCAGCUCUUCAUUGGACCAUGAUUGUUGGAUUUUUCUUAAUAAAAAGAGCAAAUGCUUUCUAACAAAACAGAAGUAUAAUACUUUUU
Jaculus jaculus (lesser Egyptian jerboa) is the source of this 1972-nucleotide messenger RNA. RefSeq names its product keratocan (gene Kera). Lineage: Eukaryota; Metazoa; Chordata; Mammalia; Rodentia; Dipodidae. The coding region runs from base 92 to 1147 and encodes 351 amino acids. The transcript has 3 exons. Gene Ontology annotation, molecular function: protein binding. The record is from RefSeq and is a predicted model, not a curated record.